AUGACAUCAUCAAACGUAAUUCUUGAGAAUCCGCCAUGUUUUCGCUCAGGUCUUAUGUGGGGAAUCAGUGUCGGUGCAAUCAUUGGUGCACAUCGCUUUCGUACAACUAGGUUGAUUCGUCAAUCCUGUGACGGGGCUAUUCUUGCUUUUGGACUUGUUGGAACUGGCACUUGGCUGUUUUGUACGACUUCGUAUCGAACACGAGCUCGACAAACACGUGAAUUUAUGGAAAUGAUGAAUCAUCCAGAACGGAAAAUGGAAGCGGAACAAUUUUUGCAAUCUCGAGUCUACACUCGAUCAGAGGAGGAUGAGGAAAUCAAGUAG
This is a messenger RNA of Peronospora belbahrii, 324 nucleotides long. NCBI's taxonomy places the organism in Eukaryota, Oomycota, Peronosporomycetes, Peronosporales, Peronosporaceae. The record is from the annotation of a GenBank genome assembly.